AUGGCGGCUUCCUUAAUCAAGAUCAUCGGUUUUACAUUGCUGGUUAUUGAAAGCCUCAUCGGAAUAGUAGCAAAUGGAUUUAUUGUCCUCAUGAAUUACAUUGACUGGUUCAAAAACAGGAAACUAUCCCCAGCUGACUUGAUCCUGACCUGCCUUGGCUUGUCCAGACUUGCAUGGCAGGCAGUGGUGAUUCUGGAUGAAACCAUACUUGCAUUUCAGGCAGUAGGGCUUCUGGCUCAAACUAUGUAUUUCUUUUCUUUGGGUACUCAUAUUUGGCGUUACCUAUAUCUGAUGAUUCCCAUCACCUGGACAUUUACAAACACCGCCAAUGUAUGGUUUGCCACCUGGCUCAGUGUUUUCUACUUUGCAAAGAUCGCCAACUUCUCCCACCCUGUUUUCCUCCAAGUGAAGCAAAGAAUCUCUGGACUGGUGCCAUGGUUGCUUCUGGGCUCCAUUGUUGUCUCUGCUAUUACGACUCUUACUGUAGUCACAAGCUUGAGGGACAAUUUGUCCAUGUGCGAUUUUUACUCAUCGUUUUUGAACAUCAAUGGUUCAGAAAUUAAAAUUCCUGGCUCAUGUAGGUACUUUAUUAUUGUAGCGACCGCCCCAAAUUUUAUUCCCCUUCAGAUAUUUUUGUCAUCAUCCAUCUUGUUAAUAACCUCUCUGUGGAAGCACACAAGACAUUUACGGCACAAUGGAAUCGGAGUCAGGGAUCUCAACACCCAAGCUCACUUGACUGCCAUUAAAGCUCUGACCUCCUUCUCUGUUCUGUACCUGUCCAGUUUUCUCGCAUACACUGCACUGGGAAUACUGCUCUGGAGUAAGAUGGAUCGCCCUCGGUCAAUGAUGCUGAUCGAUUCCGUGAAGUUUGAGGGGGGAAAAGAAACAAAACCCUCCUACCCCUUGGUCAUGCUGCCUUUUCUGGAUCGGGAAGGUCCUCCAGCUUCAAGAUUCAUUUUGAAGUACCGGAAGAUCUCUAGAACCAGCACCAUUGCAUUGCAAGACAUAACAGAGAGACGGGAAGGACUGAGGUGCGCAGGACCGGAAGAGAUUCCCCUCGGUGUACCAACUAAAAGGUUUGACACUAAGAACUACUGA
Molecule: messenger RNA, 1098 nt
Organism: Euleptes europaea (tarantolino)
Lineage: Eukaryota; Metazoa; Chordata; Lepidosauria; Squamata; Sphaerodactylidae
Product: taste receptor type 2 member 7-like
Exons: 3
Coding region: 1-1098 (365 amino acids)
Biological process (GO): G protein-coupled receptor signaling pathway; sensory perception of taste; detection of chemical stimulus involved in sensory perception of bitter taste
Cellular component (GO): membrane
Molecular function (GO): G protein-coupled receptor activity; bitter taste receptor activity
Source: RefSeq, a predicted model, not a curated record